This is a messenger RNA of Stylonychia lemnae, 1281 nucleotides long. The record is from the annotation of a GenBank genome assembly. NCBI's taxonomy places the organism in Eukaryota, Ciliophora, Spirotrichea, Sporadotrichida, Oxytrichidae.
AUGCUCUUAGCUGAAUAUUACUAUGAUAAAGAUUAUCAAAAUAGAUCUAUUGAUAUAAUUGAAUUUGACACCUUAUAAACUAAAAACACUAUCAACUUAAGUGGGAUAUAAUGUGAUUCAAAAAUAUUCCACAGAAUCUUCAAUGAUGUUGACUACAUUUUUUAUCAAGAAGGAUAAUUUAUCUGUAUGAUUGCACUUGAUGAUUUUAUUGAAUAAAGUCCUGUAUGCUACCAACUUAAAGAUCACUUAAUAUUUCACAGUCGUGGCAAAUCAAUCUUUGUAGACACAAAAUCUCUUGAUAUAGCAAAGUAGCUUGAUAAAUACUAUUACUCUUUCAAAUAUCAAGAUUUGUAUGAAUAUGCUAUGGAUUAAGAUUUUAAUAUUUAUGAAUAUGAAAAUCUUGAAGGUUUUAAUUUAACAAAAAAGCUUUAGCUUUAUCACACAAAUAUAAAAUGGAUGUAUGCGAUUGAAACAACCUUGAAUAGGUUGAUAAUAUUUUUUGGGAAUGAAAAAAUUGACUACAACCUUCUAAUCUUUGAUUCAUUGACAUUUUAACUAGUUGGAAAUAUUGAAAAUUAUUUCAAUCAUUUGAUUAAAAUAGACCCAAUAGGCAAUAAGAUUUAUUUUUUAGAUCCAAAUAUUAGAGAUCAGAUCAACUAUUUCAAUUUUAGUGCAAACCUCAGUGAAUGCUAUGAAAUUAUCCCAGUCAUAAAUAAUGGAUAAUAUCUAAUGAUAGAAGAGUAUUAAGAUAUGAAAAAAAAUUACUUAUUUUAUAAUUCAAAGUAAGUUGGUAAGAUAAUGGUCAAAGACUUAUUAACUGGAGUUAUAAAAGAGAUAUCAAAAGAAUUUUAUGAGAGUUGUGGUGAUUUCCCCGAUUAAUUAGAUGAAAUAUUUAUUAAUAAAAAUCUAAAAUAAACAUAAGAAGUUAAAAAAGAUGAUUAUGAAAUAGUCACUGAAAUUAAUUCUGAAGAUAUUCUAAUAGAAAAUGAUGGUGAUUUUGUUUAUCUAAAUGGUAAUCGUAAGUUAAACUGGGCAGAUUUCAGAAUAAAAUCUGGAUUUGAAUUUUAAGAUGAAUCUUCUUUUUGUAUAAUGUUCAAUUAAUUUCAUGAAAAGCAAUAUAUCUAUGAUUAAGCAACAUGGAGUAAAAUUGUUUAUUUUGAUAAAUAAAGCUUAAAAUUUGAAUCGAUUGAUUUAAUUGAAGAAACUGAUUUGGAAAUUUAUCCUCACUAAGCAAUUCUAAAUGAAAAUCUAGGCUAUUUAAUGAGAAUUAUAUAAAAAUGA